AUGCCGUAUAUCCAGCAGGCGCCCCGAACGCCUCAGUCGACACUCUUGAGGCCAACAGGCCCGUGGGCGAACUUGUCCUUCUCAUCAAGGGGCAAGCAGGCCGACGAUCACUACGCCGUGGACGACAGCCAACGAUGUUGGCACUUUGCCCUCCGCCGCAGCAGAGCGGCGCGUGAGGUUACCGGAGGAAGCCUGGCUGGAAGUUUGCAAGUUAGUGACGUCCGCGUUGUCAAAUCUGCUGAUGUCGAACAUGGCAUCAUCGACUGCAGGAAAGCCGCUGGUGUUGAUGCUGCAGCUAUCGCCAGACCAAGUACCAUUGCGAGUGCAGCACUUCUUGAAGUCUUCGUACUGGGAUGCGCUGUCGAACGUGAGAAGCUCGUCACUGCAACCAUCAGCAGCUGUCCAACCAUCUUUCACUUCGUACGUCCAGCACAGCGGAAUAGAACCGAUUCUGCAUCAGUAGUACCUGAAUGUGCCAGUAGUCUUAGGAGUACCGCCCAUGAUGGCGAUGAGAGGAGAGUGUUGUGUAGGUGA
Didymella exigua CBS 183.55 is the source of this 534-nucleotide messenger RNA. RefSeq lists its product as uncharacterized. NCBI's taxonomy places the organism in Eukaryota, Fungi, Ascomycota, Dothideomycetes, Pleosporales, Didymellaceae. The record is from RefSeq and is a predicted model, not a curated record. The transcript is spliced from 3 exons. Bases 1 to 534 code for a protein of 177 amino acids.